Messenger RNA from Xenia sp. Carnegie-2017, 2851 nucleotides. RefSeq names its product glutamyl aminopeptidase-like. Gene Ontology annotation, biological process: proteolysis; peptide catabolic process. The transcript is spliced from 19 exons. Gene Ontology annotation, molecular function: zinc ion binding; metalloaminopeptidase activity; peptide binding. Gene Ontology annotation, cellular component: cytoplasm. The coding region runs from base 223 to 2595 and encodes 790 amino acids. The record is from RefSeq and is a predicted model, not a curated record. NCBI's taxonomy places the organism in Eukaryota, Metazoa, Cnidaria, Anthozoa, Malacalcyonacea, Xeniidae.
UACGACAUUUUGAUACGAGUUUAUUUAAACAAUCUCACAUUCAGUGGUGACUCAAAAAUUUCCUUGACAGUAACCGCUCCGACUGAUAUAAUAAUCUUCCACGUCAACAACAUCAACAUCUUAAAAGUCAAAGUAUUAACGUCGACAGCAAAACAUUUAUCCAUCUCUCGACAUUAUUCCUACGUCAAACGACAGUUUUAUGUUGUACAUCUUGCGAGAAAAAUGUCCCAAGGUAUUUAUGAACUUCCACUCGAAUUUCAAGGAAACAUCGAGACAAAAGAGUUGAAUGGACUGUACAAGAGUACGUACAAAAGUAGUCAAGGAAAAACUAGAGUUUUGGCUGUCACAGAUUUUCAACCAACAGACGCACGCAAAGCUUUUCCUUGUUUUGAUGAGCCCGCAAUGAAAGCGACGUUUACCAUCAGUAUUGAACACCGUAGUGAUUAUACAGCACUUUCCAAUAUGAAUGAGAUUUCCUCACAAAGUCUCUCGAAUGGACGUAUUGUCACAUAUUUCAAUAAAUCUGUACCAAUGCCGACAUAUCUUGUUGGAAUGAUUGUCUCUGACUUUAAAAGUUUGAAUGGUACAACUAAAAACAAUGUUACCAUUAAAACUUGGGGUACUCCUGUGGAAUAUAAAGAUUCUGCUUAUGCUUUAAAGAUUGCCCUGAAUGUUACAACAUUUCUUGAAAAUUAUUAUGGUGUCAAUUAUCCUUUACCGAAGCAAGAUAUGGUUGCUGUUCCAGAUUUUAACUCAGGUGCUAUGGAAAAUUGGGGUCUUAUAACCUAUCGAGAAAGUGCAUUCUUUUAUAAAGAAGGAGUUUCCUCAGAAACAAACAAGCAAAGAAUUGCCUCUGUUGUUGCUCACGAACUUGCCCACAUGUGGUUUGGAAAUUUAGUAUCAUGUCGUUGGUGGAAUGACAUUUGGUUAAAUGAAGGAUUUGCCAGUUACGUUCAAUAUUUGGCCGCCCAUGAAGCUGAGCCAGACUGGGAACUAUUGGAACAAUUUCUUCUCCGUAACGUUCAUCGUGCAUUUCGAUUUGAUGCUUUGGCCAAUUCUCAUCCAAUCACAGUGAAUGUAGAAGAUCCAGAAGAUAUUAAAACUAUAUUUGAUAUAGUCACCUAUAGUAAGGGCUGCACAGUCAUACGAAUGUUGUCCGAUUUUCUGUCAGAGGAAACGUUCAGGGAAGGCUUAAAGAUAUAUUUGAAGAAAUAUAAAUUUGGUAGCGCUACAACUCAAGAUUUGUGGGAUGCUCUCAGCCUCAAUAUAUUUUCUUUUUAUUUUUAUAUAUCAUCUCUAGACGUCUGGGAAAAUGUAACAGAGUUGAUGGAAACAUGGAUUGAACAAAUGGGUUUUCCGGUCGUAUCUUUAAGAAGGGACAUAUCUGGAAAGGGUUUUGCUGAUCAGAGACAUUUUCUUAAUGAUCCUAAGGCACAUGUGACCGAACCUUCACGAUUUAAUUAUAAAUGGAUGAUAAAGCUUACUUAUGUCACCGAAAAUGAUUUAAAUAACACUAAAUUUGUGUGGAUGAAGAAAUCGACUGCUGAAUUUGAUUGGCCAGAUGAUGAAUGGAUUAAAGCAAAUGUUGGGCAAUAUGGCUUUUAUAGAGUAAAUUAUGAUUCAAAAAAUUGGGCAAAGCUUACUCAAGUUUUAAAAAAUAACCCAGAGAAACUAUCUUCAGCUGACAGAACAAGUUUAGUUGAUGAUGUGUUAAAUCUGGCAAGAGCAGGUCAACUGGGCUACGAUAUCGCGUUAAAUCUUUCGUCAUAUAUAAAGAACGAAGAUAACUAUGUUCCUUGGAAGGCCUUUGAAACAAAUAUCGACUUUAUCGAUACAAUGAUGAGCACACAAGAUUCCUAUGGCAGGUUUCAGAAAUACAUGCUGGACAUUUUGAGUCAUAAAAAAAUCAAAGAAGUUGGAUGGGAAAAUGUUAAUAAAACCGACAGACAUCUUGAAAUAUACAUGAGAAGUUUGAUAUUAAGCUCAGCAUGCUCAUAUGGACACCAAGAAUCUAUUGAAAAUGCUAAAAAGCUGUUUCUGCUUUUUUUGCAUAAGAAUAUAUCGUUGGACGUGAAUUUGAAAAGUCUCAUAUACUUCUACGGCAUCGCCAGUACUAGUUCUCAAGAAUGGGAUAAAUUAUUUGAGAAAUAUUUAACGUCGACUGCAGCAUCGGAGAAGAAUAAGCUACUUUAUGGUUUAUCUGGAUCAAGAGAACCUUGGGUAUUACGAAGGUUUUUGCGAUACUCUAUUGACAGUUCGAAGAUUCGUGACCAGGAUACUGUGACCGUCGUUAGAUAUGUCGCACAAAAUGCCCUGGGUCGAGAACUGGCUUGGAAAUUUCUGAAAGAAAACUGGAAUAUAUUUUACUCGAGGUACAGUAAAAGCAGUUUUAGAAUGGCUACUGCAAUCACUUCAACAACGUCCAUGAUGAAUUCUCAAGUUGAGUUGGGCGAUGUUAAAGAAUUCUUUAAAGGGAAAGAUGCAGGUUCUGGAGCUAGAGCUGUAAAACAAACCAUUGAACGUAUUCAAAGUAAUAUUGACUGGACAGAACGGAGCGCUGGUUUUAUCGGAGAUUAUUUAAAUGAACUCGAUUAGCCAGGAAGGAUGAGCAAGUAUUUAUUAAUUUCUUGAACGUCUUUUCAAUGAUAUCUUGUUUCAUGCAAAAUCAAAAUAAUUUUGUCUUCACGACGUCACUUCUUGACGUUGAUUGAUUAUUCAGUAGGAUUUUGAUAACGACACAUUUAUCAUUUAAGAUAGCCAAAAAAAGUUUAUGUUUCGUAUCCUGCUGCAGUCUUUAUAAGUUGAUUCAUUUUGUUAUCGUAUGUUUAUUAAAACUAUCAAUCACAGUGGG